UAACAGAUGGAAGGCGACGUUAGGUUCCGAGUGCUCCGGCUUCCUCGGCAAUCACGCAUUCGAGAUCUAAUCUGAUUCCUGCAUCUCUUUGUUGUUCUCCCCAUUGCGUCUUUGGGGAGCGUCGUUACCAUGCGGUCCUCCCUGCUCUUUGCAGCACUCUUCCUGUCCUGGGUUGGUGCAUUCUCUUUCAAUACCUACGAUCUGGGCUUCCACGGCCUCUAUCCUCGUCAGCAUUUCCAUACUGUCGACUUUGAGCCGCCCGCGCCCAAGAUAACAAGAUGGGAUUCCCGUUGCGACUCUGGGAACCUCCUCCUCACGCCGAGGGGUCCGUCGGUGAGAGGUUCUGCACGAGGUCCAGUCAUGCUAGAUGCGAGAGGCAACUUAAUAUGGAUGGACAACGACAACUUUGAGCAGGCCAUGAAUUUGGACGUGCAGAGAUACAAGGGCGAGGAUUACUUGACCUUUUGGACGAAAUCCAAGAAGACCCCUGAUUCCAAGCAUUCCCAUAAAUCAUAUGUGCUUCUCAACUCUUCCUACGAAGUUGCCCACAGGAUACACCCGCACAGUAAAGGCCUCAAAGCAGACUCUCAUGAAUUUCGCCUCACCCCUCACGGGACAGCGCUCAUCACGAUAUACUAUAAACAUAAAGCGGACUGUACAGAUUUAGGUUUGGGCAAGACCUGCUGGAUCCAGGAUGGUGUCUUCCAAGAAAUCGAUAUCGAGACGGGUGAUUUGCUUUUUGAAUGGCGGGCGACAAAUCAUAUCCGAAUGAGCGAUGUAUUCAGCAAGCCCUGCCGCAAAGACGGGUUUGGUAAAUCCAAGAAGGACGCCUUCGACUUCUUCCACAUCAACAGCGUCGACAAGAUGGACUCUGGGGAUUACCUGAUCUCCGCUCGUUACAGCCACGCCGUGAUGUGCAUCAGUUCCAAAACAGGCGAGAUCUUGUGGCAGCUAGGGGGCAAAAAUGAUAGCUUUGAAGAUCUUGAUCAUGCAACCGAUUUCGCCUGGCAGCACCACGCAAGAUGGCUGGGUAAUAAGACGAUAUCCCUCUUCGACAACCACGCUAACAGCGUCUUCCAUGGUACCAAUCAACAUAGCAAGGGCAUGAUCAUCCGACUCGACAUGGAGAAGAUGACUACCAGCCUCGUACAGAAAUACGUCCAUCCGGACAAAAUUCUCAAUGUAUCUCAAGGCUCGGUCCAAGUGAUUGCGAAUAGCAGCAACGUGCUCGUCGGGUUCGGCAACUCACCAACCUAUGUGGAGUACUCCGCGGGCGGCGAGGUACUUUGCAGCGCACACUUCGCGCCUCAUCUCGCCUUUGAGCUCGUUGACUUUGGCUUGGUGAAGUCGUACCGCGUGUUCAAGAGUCCGUGGGUGGGCAGGCCGAAGACCCUGCCGGUCGCGAAAGUGAGAAAGAGCAAAGUGUACGUGAGCUGGAAUGGAGCGACGGAAGUGACAAGCUGGAAGUUAGAAACGUCGAAGACGCGGGAUGUAAAGGACGAUGAGUUCGUGACGAUCCAAGAGCUGGAGCGGGACGGAUUUGAGACGAGUUUUGCGAUCGAUAAGAACCAUCGAUAUGUCAGGGUCGCGGCAUUGGACGCUGAGAAGGUUGUAUUGGCACAUUCUUCGGUGCUCAGGGCACCUUCGCCUUCAUCUAUUGCAGUUCGGUUGAUCCAAACUUUGUUCGUUUGUAUGGUGGUCUUACUGCUCGGCUUCGCGGGCUUCAUAACUCUGUACGCGAGGUCUCCUAGACUUCCAGGUCUUCCGCAAUUUGGUGAACUAUGCAAGGUUAGAGCCCGCUUACACAGGGCUGCGCAGGGCGAUGGCGAGGACGAGAAUUUUGAGACAGAGCCUUUGUUAAUGGGUACGAGAGAGCCAUGAGCGUCCCGUGUGCUGUCUUAUGGUUAGAAAGCUCGACCGAGAGUCAAAAGCCUGUCUUCCUGUUGGGCCAUAGAGUAUGUGCUUGCUGCUGGG
This is a messenger RNA of Exophiala viscosa, 1974 nucleotides long. RefSeq names its product ASST-domain-containing protein. Lineage: Eukaryota; Fungi; Ascomycota; Eurotiomycetes; Chaetothyriales; Herpotrichiellaceae. The record is from RefSeq and is a predicted model, not a curated record. The transcript is spliced from 3 exons. Bases 130 to 1881 code for a protein of 583 amino acids.